GCUUUGCCUUGUUGCUCGACUCGUCACGUGAAUGAAAACAGUAAACUACGAACUGUUUCAAUUACUUACCAGAGUACACUGCAAAGUUCCAAGCAUACAACGGUACAACGUGUUCACAAGUGUAAAAUUAUUGAUCCCACCGUUACAGCCUUGCAUUUCACGACACAUCAUUUCAGUGAGUGAGUGAAAAAGUGUUGAUUGAAAAACAGAGACUGAUCAAAUUCGACGCUUCUCUUGUGUAUUAUUAUCAUUAUUAUUACUACUACUAUUAUUAUUUCGUUUUCAACUCGUUGGAAUGAAGUCGAUAAUCAUUAGUGGAGUUUAAUCAGAUUAGGUAAUUUAGUUUCGGGAAAUUGUUGCCUCCAAACAUUUUCCCACUUCAAACGAUAUGAAUUUCGUACAUCAAAUGUAGUCCAUUAUACGAAGAGCUGCUGCAAGCAGUAAUCUAUCAUUGUCACUCCUGCCGUACUCUAAUAUAGUUAUGAUCUGUGACACGCAUAGCGAACUUUGGUGGACAUUCAAUAUUGAGCUUUUUCAUAUGGGGUGCAGGCUUAUUAUCAAUUGACAACUGUUGAAUCGCUUCACGGAUUAUUCGUACAAGGACGGCCUGCUUCAGUUCUCUUUCUCCCUCUUGGGGUGUUGGAAAAAUUAGGUUGCAACCUCGAUACCACCUGCAGUGAAUGUGUGAACACGAUUAAAGAUUGCGGUGGAAAUGUACUUCUGGUUGUGAGUUGGUUUCGAAGCUUUUUACCCGUCGCCGGAUACAAGAUAUUGGACUGCGAGCUCUCUGCUCGUUUGCACCCAUAUUUUUGCCUGGGUAUGGAAGAUUUUGGCCGGUAGCAUCUUCCGUCCAAUGCAACACACGGCGGGCAUAGAAGUUCGAGUCACGAAGGAGUUGUCCGGGACGAACUCGGAGGUUCCUGAGAGGCACGACGAUGUGCCCCACUGGGUUGCCACGUCGGCUCCGAGCCCGAUUUCGCCAACGUCAUCGAUGUCGCCGACGACGCCGAUGAAUCCUCGACAAUAUCUAUCUCCUCAUGUUCUCCAAGGAAGGAAUUCACUCUGCUCUGCCAACGACUACGCCCUCAGACGGAGACGUCCUAUGACCCUUCGCAUCGGCCCUCGUCUCAGCCUAUCAAAUUGCAGCUCUUCAGCGCCGACGACCACCACCGACGCAGAUUGGCCUGCCCUUAGUUUUGAGUGGUAUAAGCUGUGGAAAGUUGUAUUAUUUUCACACCGUUAA
Neodiprion fabricii is the source of this 1243-nucleotide messenger RNA. RefSeq lists its product as uncharacterized. The record is from RefSeq and is a predicted model, not a curated record. The coding region runs from base 854 to 1243 and encodes 129 amino acids. The transcript is spliced from 4 exons. NCBI's taxonomy places the organism in Eukaryota, Metazoa, Arthropoda, Insecta, Hymenoptera, Diprionidae.